AUGGCCAAAACAAAUGGCCCAUCGCUGUUUCGUCUGGGUAUCAUAAUCACGUUGGCAGGUGUCAUCUCUCUUGGAAUUAUGUUUUUCUGGUUCUCACCUUCAAAAAACUGUCCACUUCCAGUUUUUAUACCAGAUCGAAAUUCAGAAAUUAACUUUGCCAAGAGCAACAACUCAGUAACUGAAAAUGCAGAGGAGAAACCUAUAGUUCUGUUAUGGGUUUGGCCUGAAAAUGACAGGUUUGAGUUCGGUGACUGCAUAAAGUUUUGCGAUAUUGAUAAUUGUCAUCUGACGGAUGAUAGAGCUCUCUACAACGAUGCAGAUGAUGUCAUCGUUUUUCAUAAAGCCAUCAACUGGGAUCUGUCCAACCUUCCUCCAUCUCCUCGUCCUCCGUUCCAGAGGUGGAUUUGGUUACAUUUGGAAUCUCCAACCAACACCAAAAGGAUACCAGGUCUGGAAAACCUGUUCAAUCUCACUCUCAGCUACAGACAGGAUGCUGAUAUUCCUGUACGGAUGCGCUUGAUGACCAGGAAGAAACCUAAUGAGGAUUUUGUGAUUCCUAAAAAGGACAAACUGGUGUGUUGGAUUGUGAGUAACAAUGAUCCCUCAACUGGUGUCGACACAAGGAACGUUUUCUACAGAGAAUUCAGGAAAUACAUACAAGUGACUUUGUUCGGAAAAGCCUAUGCAAAGUUCCUGGAUUAUAAUGAUUACUAUCCAACCAUGGCAAGCUGCAAAUUUUACCUUGCUUUUGAAAACUCCAUUCACAAAGACUACAUCACUGAGAAGAUAAACGGGCCACUCGCUGUGGGAACCGUCCCUGUGGUGUUGGGUCCUCCGAGAAGAAACUAUGAGAACUUUGUUCCUGCCGAGUCCUUCAUUCAUGUCAAUGACUUCCCAGAUGCAAAGUCACUAGCUGAAUAUCUGCUUCAGCUGGACAAGGAUGAAGAUGCAUAUCACAAGUACUUUAACUGGAGGAAACAUCUCACUCCAAGUCCUCCCUUGAUAUUCCAGACACAAGAGUUUAAUCUGGCUAUAUGCACUGCUUGUGACCAUGUAGCACGACACAGGGAAUAUAAAGAAGCUCAUGAUCUCUAUGAGUGGUACUUCAAUUAAAGUUACCCCAGGUUUUCUUAUACAUUAUCAGUUACAAUGUUUAUGAAAUAGAUUGUAUUUUAUAUGAUCUGUUAAUUAUGGUAUUAGAUUUUGUAACUGUUUUGGUAAAUCAUUGCUUAUGAAUUACUUAGUAAUUAAGUGAAGAUGCUUUUGUUUUAAUUUAUAGCCUACUCAAGCUCCCUUCCCAUAAACAGUCACGGAUAAAAAAUUUAAAUGCAUGCAAAAGUAUAUUGCACAAGAUUUACAAAUAAAAGCAAUGUUUUCAGAAUAGCAAACAAUGGUCACGGAUUGAAAAAUAAUACAAGUAAAUAAAAUAAAAAAUUAUAACGCAUUUUUUAAAAUAAUAAGCAUGGAUCAAAACUUUAAAUACGUUUAAAAUUAUAUUGCACAAAAUUGAAAUAUUAAUGCGAAUACUGUCUGACUUGCGCACAAAAUCAUGUUUGCCUUGGUCUCUUUUUUCCUCCUCUCAAACAUUUUCUGCUCAUGUUUUAAUUUUUGUUUGCUUAUGCUAAUUUGCCCUUCUGCUUUUGUUUGUUCUGCUUUUCCAAAUAUUGCGGUUAGAGUUCAUGUAAAUGAGGGCGGUUUUAAGCGACAUCAUUGGUCCAUUAGUUCUAGAUUGACAGCUCCGCUGCUGUUGUGGGCGUGUCGUCAGUUAAGAAUGACGUGAAUGAUCAAAGUGAAUCUUGUAUUGGUGGAUUACUUUAACUGAUCGACGUAGGGAAAUUUAUUCUGAAUUUAACCCACCCCCAAUGUUGAAAUUGUUGAUAAGCUGUUAGUUGGAAGCCUGUGCGCACUGUGCGGCAUAACAUGCAAAUUAUAUGCAUAUGGCUGCAUUAGCUGUUAGAUAUGUAAGAUAAAUGUGUAAGAGUAUGUGUACAGUUGUUUACUGAAAGCCGUGACUGAAAUUUUUUUUAUUUAUAUAGGCUAUAGU
This is a messenger RNA of Carassius gibelio (silver crucian carp), 2044 nucleotides long. RefSeq names its product 4-galactosyl-N-acetylglucosaminide 3-alpha-L-fucosyltransferase 9-like. Gene Ontology annotation, molecular function: alpha-(1->3)-fucosyltransferase activity. Bases 1 to 1113 code for a protein of 370 amino acids. Lineage: Eukaryota; Metazoa; Chordata; Actinopteri; Cypriniformes; Cyprinidae. The transcript has a single exon. Gene Ontology annotation, cellular component: membrane. The record is from RefSeq and is a predicted model, not a curated record.